Molecule: messenger RNA, 1388 nt
Organism: Trichobilharzia szidati
Lineage: Eukaryota; Metazoa; Platyhelminthes; Trematoda; Strigeidida; Schistosomatidae
Source: the annotation of a GenBank genome assembly
CUUGUUUACCGCCAUGGUUGAGGAAGCCGCGGAACAGUAUCAUAAUUGAUUUUGUCCGCACUUACUAUAGUGUGUUCUAAAUGGAAGUAGGAUCACCUUGAAAGACAUAGCAGGAGAUUUCGAAAGCGGAGAAGAAACCAUAUUGCUGUGGGGUGCUGGUUCUCACACCGAGUUAUAAACUCCGGGAACCGACUCUCAGAAGAAGUGGUGUCUGCAACCUCAACUGGUUCAUUCAAGAAGGGUAUGGACAAGCACAGAAAUUUACUGGGAAAAGGUUAACAUAGGCUUCAAGCCUUCUAUCCUCAACCAAUAAAUCUCAAAUCUCAACCGAAGUUUGCUAUAAUGCUGAAUUAUAUCUCGCUAAUUCUGAAAUAACUGUAACAGUCUAUAAUGAUGUACCUUCCACUCCAACUCUUGGAACAGUUACUGGCUUAUGUAAAACCAACUCUACUGAAAACUUACCACUGUUAACACAGAAUGGGUUCUCUUUUCUCAAGACAUCGGCAUCGAUCGAGAAUCACAGAACAGGAUAAAGCUGUUCUCCAGUUGAAACAGCAACGUGACAAAUUGAAUCAAAUGACCAAGAGAAUUGAACGUCAAAUCGAGUGUGAACAUGUCUUAGCCAAAGAGCUUGUUAGCCGUGGUAGAAAAGAACGGGCUUUAUUACUGCUUAAGAAGAAAAAGUAUCUUGAAAAUCUUAUACAAAAAACUGAAAUUCAACUGUCAAAUAUUGAACAGCUAGUCAACGAUAUUGAAUUCGCUCAAAUAGAAGUUGAAGUUUUAGACGGUAUCAAACAGGGAAAUGAGGCUUUAAAGAAUAUGCAAAAAGUGAUGUCAUUGGAUGAUGCAGAGAAAAUUAUGUCAGAGGCACAAGAUGCUGUUGAUUAUCAACGUGAACUUAAUGAUCUUGUAUCAGGUGGUCUGUCUUCGAAAGACUAUGCUGCUAUUGAGCGUGAUUUAGCUCGUCUGGUAGAGGAUGAAGUUGCAAGGCUUCCAGAAGUACCAGAGCAUCCUAUCAGAGAUGAUAAAUCUACCGAUGAAAGAACUAAAGAUUCACCUCGUAAGCAGAGGAAUAGAGAAGUUGUGGUUAUUGCCAAUUAAGUCUAUGAACAUACACACACGCCUCCUAUCAGUCGCCUGUUCUACUGCAAGUGAUGUACUUAUUUGAUGAUGCCAGAAAAAAAAACAAGUGUGAUGAAACACAAAUACUCUGCCGAUUCAUUUUUUUAAAAGAAAAACAAUUGUCUUUCUUUUUUCAUAAUUAUUUAUUUACAUAUUUUCAUUCGAUUUUUUAAAUUAUCCCAUGACUGCUGCUGCUGCUGCCGCCAAUGUACAGUGAUUUUGUAUAAAAUAAGCAAAAUUAUUGAAAUAUUUUAGUUAGUUUUUCC